Messenger RNA from Hemibagrus wyckioides, 1073 nucleotides. RefSeq names its product membrane-spanning 4-domains subfamily A member 15-like. The coding region runs from base 191 to 844 and encodes 217 amino acids. NCBI's taxonomy places the organism in Eukaryota, Metazoa, Chordata, Actinopteri, Siluriformes, Bagridae. The transcript has 7 exons. Gene Ontology annotation, cellular component: membrane. The record is from RefSeq and is a predicted model, not a curated record.
AUUUUUCUUUUAUUUUUUAAAUUUUGUAUUUAAUUCUGGAAUAUUUUUACGACCACGAUACUAUGUGAAAUUGACGCCGUUCUAAAUCAACCUCACUGAAAUGAAACUGAAACCUAUCGGGACACAAACACGAAUCUUGGAACGCACGAUCAGUUUGACACUGUGAGCUUGGGUCUUGUAUUCUUGAGAAAUGGCCACCACACUGAUGACAGAUGCUUAUGAAGUGACCCAGACCGUCCCUCUGGUGAGUCCAGAGCCUGUCCAGUGUCCAGGUGAGAAGAAAAACAAGAAGAUAAAAGUACCUGAAGUACCCUACAUGACCAGGAUGUUCCUGAAGGGAGAGCCUGUAGCAUUAGGGACUGUGCAGAUCAUGAUUGGGAUCAUAAUGAUGGCUAUGGGGGCAAUUACCUGGUUCACACAAAUUCUGUAUAGUGAGAUCUCUCUGGGGCUUGGACUAUCAUUUAUCUUCUCUGGAUCUGUAACUUUGGGUGCACACAAGGGAACCUAUCCUCCACUUAUUAAAAGUGCACUUGCACUGAACAUCAUCAGUGCUCUGCUGGCCAUGUCUGGUAUCUGCUAUUUCUGCUUUGCAUUUACCGUCCAACCUGAUUUGAAAACCUGUAACACUUCAGAAUACGACCACACAUACCAUGAAUGCGAAUAUAAAGUUGAGAGUCUGCAGGAAUUAAUACAUGGAAUAAAGGGCAUCCUGUUGAUUUUGUGCGUGUUGGAGCUGUGUGUGUGUACAACAACUAUCGUCUUUUCCUGCAAGGCUAAAGCCUUUGGGAACAAAAUGGGGAAAUGCAGCAGCCAUGCAGCUCUGCUAAACAUACAAGAGGCUUGAGUGAACCCAAAGUAUGAAAGCACUUCAUGGUUUGAAGUAUAGUAGCUUAGAAAUGUACUUGCACCUUUUUGCACACUAAUGUAAGAAUCCCAAAUACAAUAAACUGAUAACACUAUAACACAAGUUUCAUGUAUUCUGCUUUUGAUAUUUCACAAUUUUCUAUAACCUUUGAAACUGCCUGCAGUUAUUCUGCAUGGAUGUAUUUUUCAAUAAAUCCACAUGUGCAUCA